Messenger RNA from Drosophila arizonae, 1149 nucleotides. RefSeq lists its product as uncharacterized. The record is from RefSeq and is a predicted model, not a curated record. Lineage: Eukaryota; Metazoa; Arthropoda; Insecta; Diptera; Drosophilidae. Gene Ontology annotation, cellular component: peroxisomal matrix. Gene Ontology annotation, biological process: fatty acid alpha-oxidation. Gene Ontology annotation, molecular function: (S)-2-hydroxy-acid oxidase activity; FMN binding.
UUCAUAAUAAAAAAAGCUCCCAUCUAAAAUCAAAUGUCAUUUGUUUCGGUAUCCGACAUUGAGAAACAGGCCAUGGUGGAGCUCGAACAAAAUGCUCUCGACUAUUACAGAAGUGGGGCGGGGAAAGAGUUAACGCUUGGCUAUAAUCGCGAGGCCUUUAAACGGUUGCGUCUGCGUCCCCGUUGUCUACGCAAUGUUGCACAAUUGGAGACAAGUUGCUCCAUUUGGGGGGAGCACUUCAAGUGGCCACUGGGCAUUGCGCCCGUUGCCAUGCAAAGGAUGGCUCAUCCGGACGGCGAGAAGGGCACAGCGCGAGCUGCAGGAAGCGCUGGAUGCCCGUUCAUUCUGAGCACACUCUCAAACACCCCGUUGGAGGAGGUGGCUGCCGCGGCGCCCGAGACCUGCAAAUGGUUUCAGCUCUACAUCUACAAAGAUCGGGCGCUCACCGAGAGUCUGGUGCGUCGCGCGGAGAGAGCUGACUUCAAGGCUCUCGUCCUGACUGUGGAUGCUCCGAUCUUUGCCCAGCGUCGAGCAGAUGUGCGCAACAAGUUCUGUCUGCCAGCCCACCUGAGUCUGGGCAACUUUCAGGGCGCGCAGUCCAAUGUGGCCUCAUCCACAGGCGACUCGGGCCUGAGCGAGAAUGUGGCCAGCCAGUUUGACUCCACGGUGACCUGGCAGGACAUCAAGUGGCUGAAGCAGCUCACACAACUGCCGAUUGUCCUCAAGGGCAUCCUAACGGCCGAGGAUGCCGAGCUGGCGCGUGAGUUCGGCUGUGCGGGCAUCAUUGUCUCCAAUCAUGGCGGACGCCAACUGGACUCGACCCCAGCCACAAUCGAGGCACUGCCCGAGGUUGUCCGAGCCGUCGGCACUGAUCUAAUCGUCAUGUUGGAUGGCGGCAUUAGGGAGGGCAACGACAUAUUCAAGGCUCUGGCUCUGGGCGCCCAUAUGGUGUUCAUAGGUCGCCCUGCCAUCUGGGCCCUGGCCUGCGAUGGCCAACGUGGCGUGGAGCAUCUCUUGACUCUGCUCAGGAAUGACUUUGACAUCACAAUGGCCCUAACAGGCUGUCCCACUCUAGCCGAUAUACAGUCCUCAAUGGUGGUGCCAGAGUCCACUUACUGGCCAUUUAAAUAAAUAUUCUAUUAACACUUU